This is a messenger RNA of Exophiala viscosa, 2091 nucleotides long. RefSeq names its product cystathionine gamma-synthase. The transcript has a single exon. Gene Ontology annotation, biological process: transsulfuration. Bases 87 to 1898 code for a protein of 603 amino acids. NCBI's taxonomy places the organism in Eukaryota, Fungi, Ascomycota, Eurotiomycetes, Chaetothyriales, Herpotrichiellaceae. The record is from RefSeq and is a predicted model, not a curated record. Gene Ontology annotation, molecular function: pyridoxal phosphate binding; cystathionine gamma-synthase activity.
UCCCAAUCAACUACUUUGCCACGACUCACACGAGCAUUGAGUAGCAACGCAUUUACACCAGUCCUAUACAUAAGUCGACGGCCAAAAUGCUCGCGGCUGUCGGGCAACCCGUACCCAACACAGAGCACGCCGUCAGUGUCUCGCUACCAUCAUGGAAAGCCACGGUGGGCUACGAAGAAGGCGAAGACUGGGUGGUCUCGAAGAUGCAGACCGGCUACCCUAGAUUCUUUAUACAUUUGACGAUCCAGGAGCUGGAGAGGGAGAUACUCAAGCUCUACGGUCGACAUGGUGAGAAAGUCAUGCUUUUCCCGACCCUUGCCACUGCGAAGAGGUGCCAGAAGUUCUUGUACGACAAAGUUGAAGCUCUGGGUACGGGGGUGGUGCAUAUCUUGCAACUGGAGCCAGUAGUCAACAAAAGCAUACCUCGCGAUACCACCUUGUCCGGCCUUUCCUGUGUGUUUUUCCCCAAGGACUACUUCGGCGUGGCGAAACAAGUCUGGCAACACUCCGGCGAUGGUAUUUCAAGCCGGCGAGGUGAAUUCUGCCUCAAAGCGCUAAAAGACGGCAUUCUGCAACCAGUUGCAGACGCAGCAAAGCCCAAACAAGAUGACGUGUACGCCAAAGGACCUCGGAGAUACCAAAAAGCUUCGCAGAACGGGAUCGUUGUCAAUCUUAACGGUGCUGCUGAGUCAUCGAGACCUUCCACCCCUUCAGACGAGGUCGAAGACAGGAGUUUUAGCCAAUUUGUCGAGGAGCGUUUUGGACGAAACCUGAACACCAAGCUAGCGGCAAAAGCGAAACUAGCAAUUCGGCGCAGGAUCAGCGGCUGCCUAACAGACAACUCCGACCUCGACCAAGCCCUGGCAAACUCGCCGCCAGACUGCAACAAGCGCCAACUGGGCUUCUCAGAGGACGACGUCUACAUGUAUCCUACGGGAAUGUCCGCCAUAUUCAACACACAUCGAAUCCUACUUGCCAAUGCCGAAGCCAAAGGUCAGAAACCACGGAGGAGCAUCUGCUUUGGCUUUCCAUACAUCGACACGCUCAAAAUACUAGAGAAGUGGGGCCCAGGCUGCCAAUUCUACGGUCUUGGGAGCUCGGCAUGUCUAGAUGAUCUGGAACAACGCCUCGAGUCCGGCGAGAGGUUCCUCGCCCUUUUCGCUGAGUUCCCCAGCAAUCCUCUCCUCAACUCGCCCGACCUGCUUCGCAUUCGCCAAUUAGCCGACAAGUACGAUUUCGCUGUGGUCGUUGAUGAGACCGUCGGCAACUCCAUUAACACAGACGUACUCCGCCACACAGAUGUCGCUGUCAGCAGCCUGACCAAAGUCUUCAGUGGCGACAGCAACGUCAUGGGCGGUAGCGCGAUUCUCAACCCUCAGAGCAAAUGGUACAAGGAUCUGAGACAGAUACUCGAGAAAGAGUACGAGGACAACUACUGGGCCGAAGAUGCUGUCUUCAUGGAGCGCAACUCCCGCGACUUCAUUUCGCGAAUCGAUCGAAUUAACAUCAACGCCGAAGCUAUGGCCUCUAGGCUAAAAUCAUGCCCGUUCGUCAAGUGCGUGUACUACCCCAAGUACAGCCCUUCUCGAGCCAACUACGACGCUUGCCGCAAUCCGAACGGUGGCUAUGGAGGGUUAUUGUCCGUAACAUUCCAACAUCCUGAGCAGGCAGUCCUGUUCUUCGAUGCUCUGGAGUGUCAGAAGGGACCCAGCUUGGGCACCAACUUCACUCUUGCAUGCCCGUAUACAGUCCUGGCGCAUUAUACGGAGAUGGACUGGACCGCACAGUGGGGUGUCGAGCCUGAUCUGGUUCGGUUGAGCGUUGGGUUGGAAGAACCAGACGACCUGACAGGACGGGUAGAUAGGGCGCUCAAGGCGGCAGAAAGCGCUGAGGUAUAGAAAAGCGUGUCGUUUUGGACUUGGAUGGAUUUUGCAACACAGAUUGAUGUUCAACUCAUCAUCCUGCCAUUGCCUGGAGGGAGCGCCAUAUAAAAAGCUGAAUGCAUUUUGUUUUAUGAGCGACUUACUGUAUUAUGAGAUAUGACGGCUCAGGAGUGAUGAGACGCAGUAUCCAACACUGCCAGUAAUAUGA